Pyrenophora tritici-repentis Pt-1C-BFP is the source of this 567-nucleotide messenger RNA. RefSeq names its product DUF1903 multi-domain protein. Gene Ontology annotation, cellular component: mitochondrial intermembrane space. NCBI's taxonomy places the organism in Eukaryota, Fungi, Ascomycota, Dothideomycetes, Pleosporales, Pleosporaceae. The record is from RefSeq and is a predicted model, not a curated record.
GGCUUCACCUUCACCACUUGCUUUGUGGUAGCCUUUACCUACACCCACGAAAACUGUUUGCUAUACCUAAAGCCACAGUAUCGCUGCCCUUUCCGUGUUUGCUUUAGUAUCACAAACUUGUCUUGCCGGUUGCAGCUGUUCGGUUUUUCUAGUCAUGGGCGAGCUGAGUAAAGACCUAAAGACGGAUCCACCAUGUCAUCCUAGAGCAUGUGCAAUCCAGAACUGCAUUCAGAAGAACAAUUACAAUGAAGAAAAGUGUAGAAAAGAGGUCGACGCACUAUACGAAUGCUGCAACGCCUUCUACAAAGAGCAAGGAGAGAAUGCCAGUACAGUGAGCUGUCCGAAAUAUACGCUUCUAAAACUGAAGAUGGAUCAACGCGCUAAAGGCAUCUCAUGAACUUAUGUAACCCUUGACCCGACUUACAUAGGGGACACAUGUACUUUUAGUAUCUUUGUACACUAGACAACAACCUCCAGGGCCUGGAUUGCGUGGAGGAGCGUGGCAAAAGAGUCGGUAGCAUGCGCAAAACUUUCAAGUAUCAAAUAAUCGAAACAAGCUGAACAGCC